AUGUCUACCGCCAUCAAUUCAGUCCCCUUCGCGGAGCCGGCCUACCUCAGGGGCCUCCCGUCGCCGUACUUCCGCCAGACGCACCUGGACUUCCAGAAGCGAUGUCGCGCGUUCAUGAACGAGCACUUCAUCCCGUACGCGCUCGAGUGGGAAACCCAAGGCACGGUGCCCGAGCACGUGUGGCACACGUUCAACAAGCACAACAUGCUGAUCCCGAACCUGAAGUCCCCCUUGCCGGUCUCCUGGCUGAAGAAGCUGGGUAUCAAUGACAUCCUUGGCGUUCCCGUCGAGGAGUGGGAUUACCUACACACGGCCAUCUGGGUGGAUGAGCGGGCAAGGACGGGCAUCUCCGGCCCCGGCUCCAGCCUCUCGCCCGGCUUCGCCUACGGCAUCCCGCCGAUCCUCAGCUUCGGGUCCGUGGCCCUACAGGAGAAAUUCCUCCCCUCGAUGCUGACGGGCCAAGUCCGCGCCUGCAUCGCCAUCACGGAACCGCACGCCGGAUCCGACGUGGCGAACAUUCAGACCACGGCCACCAAAACCGCCGACAAAGCGUACUACCUCGUCAACGGCACCAAGAAAUGGAUCACCAACGCCAUCUGGGCCGACUACGCGACCAUGGCGGUGCGGACAGGCGGCCCCGGGUCCGGCCCCGGCGGGAUAAGUCUCCUCGUGGUCCCGCUCAAGAACCACCCGGGCGUCACGAUGCGGCGCCUACAGGUAAGCGGCCAAAUGGCCGGCGGGACGACGUACAUUGAACUGGACGACGCGAGGGUCCCCGCGGAGAACCUCGUCGGCGAGGAAGGCCAGGGGAUGAAAUAUAUCAUGACGAACUUCAACCACGAACGGUUGCUCAUCGCCAUGGGCGUCACGCGGCAGGCGAGGGUCGCGCUGUCCACGGCGGUCGAGUACGCCAUGAAGCGCGAGGCGUUUGGCAAGACGCUGAUGGACCAGCCCGUCGUGCGGCACCGGUUGGCCAAAUGCGGCGCCGACCUCGAGAGCCUGCAGGCCUGGCUGUACGAGUUUGUGUACCAGCUGAACAAUAUGACCAAGGCCGAGGCGGACGACAAGUUGGGCGGGCCGACGGCCGCGCUGAAGGCAAAAGCAGGCAUGGUGUUUAGGGACUGUGCCGAGACGGCCGUCUUGGUGUUUGGCGGCAAUGGAUACACGCGCACGGGCCAGGGCGAGCUGGUCGAGAAGAUCUACCGCGACGUCAUGGGCGCUAGGAUCCCGGGUGGGAGCGAGGACGUCAUGCUCGAUCUGUCGAUUCGGCAGCUGGUCAAGGGCUUCAAGAAGCAGGCUGCUCGGAGCAGGCUGUAA
Messenger RNA from Cladophialophora yegresii CBS 114405, 1317 nucleotides. RefSeq lists its product as uncharacterized. The record is from RefSeq and is a predicted model, not a curated record. Lineage: Eukaryota; Fungi; Ascomycota; Eurotiomycetes; Chaetothyriales; Herpotrichiellaceae. The coding region runs from base 1 to 1317 and encodes 438 amino acids. The transcript is spliced from 2 exons. Gene Ontology annotation, molecular function: oxidoreductase activity, acting on the CH-CH group of donors; flavin adenine dinucleotide binding.